Molecule: messenger RNA, 3065 nt
Organism: Colossoma macropomum (tambaqui)
Lineage: Eukaryota; Metazoa; Chordata; Actinopteri; Characiformes; Serrasalmidae
Gene: ncbp1
Product: nuclear cap-binding protein subunit 1
Exons: 23
Coding region: 173-2563 (796 amino acids)
Biological process (GO): regulation of mRNA processing; mRNA export from nucleus; nuclear-transcribed mRNA catabolic process, nonsense-mediated decay
Cellular component (GO): nuclear cap binding complex; nucleus
Molecular function (GO): mRNA binding; protein binding; RNA cap binding
Source: RefSeq, a predicted model, not a curated record
UAUGGAGGGAGUCCCGCCCUCCUUUUAUUUUCUGUGGCGGUGGCUAGCUGCUGUAGCGUUCAUACGCUUUUAGCCUUUUGACCCUGAAAUCGCUCUUGUUGAAUAAUUCUGAAGGAAGACCAAACGCAGGAGGCUUGCGUACAUCUGAGGACUGAUAACCGGGUCUGGCAGGAUGUCGAGAAGAAGGCACAGCGACGAGAAUGACGGAGCGCAGCCUCACAAAAGGAGGAGGACGUCUGAGCCAAUUGAAAUCGAGGACCGUCUCGAAUCGCUGAUAUGCAGAGUUGGAGAAAAAAGCACAUCCUCCUUGGAGAGUAAUUUGGAAGGCCUUGCAGGCGUCCUGGAAGCAGAUCUGCCUAAUUACAAAAACAAAAUCCUGCGCAUCUUGUGUGCUGUGGCGCGGCUCUUACCAGAGAAGCUAACGGUGUAUACGACACUGGUGGGCCUCUUAAAUGCACGGAACUAUAACUUUGGAGGGGAGUUUGUGGAGGCCAUGAUCAGACAGCUCAAAGAGACACUGAAGUCAAACCUCUACUCUGAAGCCGUUUACUUGGUGCGUUUCCUUAGCGACUUGGUGAACUGCCAUGUCAUUGCAGCUCCCUCCAUGGUCGCCAUGUUUGAAAACUUUGUUAGUGUCACGCAGGAGGAGGACAUACCACAGGUGCGCUCUGACUGGUAUGUGUAUGCUGUGCUGUCCUGUUUGCCCUGGGUUGGCAAAGAGCUUUAUGAGAAGAAAGAUGUGGAGAUGGAUCGCCUUCUUAACCAGAUUGAUGGCUAUUUGAAGAGACGACAGAAAAUCCAUGUGCCGAUGCUGCAGGUUUGGUCAGCAGAGAAACCCCACCCUCAGGAAGAGUAUCUGGACUGUCUGUGGGCUCAAGUGCAGAAACUGAAGAAAGAUCGCUGGCAAGAACGUCAUAUCCUGAGGCCAUACAUUGCCUUUGACAGUGUGCUGUGUGAGGCUCUGCAGCACAAUCUGCCCCCCUUCACCCCACCAGCCCACUCUGAUGAUGCCGUCUACCCCAUGCCGCACGUCGUCUUUCGCAUGUUUGACUACACUGAUGCUCCUGAGGGACCGGUCAUGCCUGGCAGUCACUCUGUGGAGAGGUUUGUGAUUGAAGAGAACCUGCACUGCAUCAUCAAAUCUCACUGGAGAGAGAGAAAGACUUGUGCUGCCCAGUUGCUGAGCUAUCCUGGCAAAAAUAAGAUUCCUCUAAACUACCAUAUCGUUGAGGUGAUCUUUGGGGAAUUAUUCCAGCUGCCUUCUCCUCCUCAUAUUGAAGUCAUGUACACAGCAUUACUGAUUGAGCUCUGCAAGCUGCAGCCUGGAUCGUUACCUCAAGUUCUUGCGCAAGCCACAGAGAUGAUGUACAUGAGACUGGACACGAUGAACACAACGUGCGUAGACCGAUUCGUCAGCUGGUUCGCUCAUCAUCUGAGCAACUUUCAGUUCAGAUGGAGCUGGGAUGACUGGGCUGAUUGUUUAACAGUGGACAUUGAAAAACCCAAACCCAAAUUUGUCAAAGAGGUGUUGGAAAAAUGCAUGAGGCUGUCUUAUCACCAGCGGAUAGUAGAUAUUGUGCCUGCUAGUUUCUCUGCUUUAAUCCCAGCUGAACCAGUGUUCCAGUAUAAAUAUGAGGAUGAGAGCAACACUUCCUUACCUGGCUUAGCUAUGGCAACAACAGUAUCAAAUGCAAUCAAAAACCGUGCCUCAAAUGAAGAGAUUCUGGCUGUGCUGAAAGAGGUUCCCAAUCCUAACCAGGACGAUGAUGAUGACGAGGGAGAUGGCUUCAACCCACUGAAAAUAGACGUGUUCCUGCAGACGCUGCUCCACUUGGCUGCCAAGUCCUUCAGUCACUCCUUCAGUGCCCUUGCCAAGUUCCAUGAGGUGUUGAAGACUCUGACAGAAAGUGAUGAGGGGAAACUGCACAUUCUCAAGGUGGUUUAUGAGGCCUGGAGGAAGCACCCACAGAUGAUCGCAGUGCUGGUGGAUAAGAUGAUUCGCACUCAGAUAGUCGACUGUGCUGCUGUGGCCAACUGGAUCUUUUCUUCUGACAUGGCUCAUGAUUUCACCAGGCUUUACAUGUGGGAGAUUCUUCACUCAACCAUUCGGAAGAUGAACAAACAUGUUCAAAAGAUCCAGAAGGAGCUGGAGGAGGCCAAGGACAAGCUAGAGAAACAGCAGCACAAGAAGCAAAAGGACAGUGGUGAUGAAGAGGACAUGGAGAAGAACAGUGAUGAUGAGGAUGGUCAGCUGGAGGAGCAGAUUGAGAGGCUGCAGGAGAAAGUGGAGUCAGCGCAGAGUGAGCAGAAGAACCUAUUUCUUGUCAUUUUUCAGCGUUUCAUCAUGAUGUUGACGGAGCACUUGGUUCGCUGUGAGACAGGAAGCGUGGACAUCAACACCUCCUGGUAUAAGAACUGCAUUGAGCGACUACAGCAGAUUUUCCUUAUGCAUCAUGUGACCAUCCAGCAGUACAUGGGCACUCUGGAGAACCUGCUGUUCACGGCUGAAUUGGACCAUCACAUCCUGGCUGUGUACCAGCAGUUCUGCGCCCUGCAGCUUUGAUCGACUCAACAGCAGCUAAGCCAAGCCCAUCGCCCAGUUCAGACUUUCAGUUUUUGCUUGUAUGUUUUGUGGCAUUCAAAGUGUUAGAUACAGUCACCAAAUAUGAUGGGGAUGGUUGUUUUCCCUUCAUUAGUAAUACUGAAUGGCCAUUGAUAUUACUUUUGUAGUGUGUUUUUUGUUUUUUUGGUUUUUUUGGUCCCUUUUUUAAUUUUUAUUUUUCCAUUUUUACCCUGUUAAUUAUGGAUCUGUAUUGGCUAUCAAGUAUAUAUUUUUUUUUUAAUACCCACGUUAAGUAGACAACAGGUGGCUUUCGGUUUUAUUCCAGCAAGCCCAAUGUCAGGACUCUCUGCAUUUUUAUAUAUAUUUUAUGUCAUUUUGAUGGAGAAAUGAUUAAAAUGAGUUAUGAGUGUCAGCCUGCAGUUUGAAAGCUCUUCUGCCACUGUAAUGACGUAUUUUGGAACUGUAAAGAAAUACACUGAAAUGUCUUCCUUUUUUUAAAAAU